Molecule: messenger RNA, 912 nt
Organism: Vicia villosa (hairy vetch)
Lineage: Eukaryota; Viridiplantae; Streptophyta; Magnoliopsida; Fabales; Fabaceae
Product: homeobox-leucine zipper protein HAT22-like
Exons: 2
Coding region: 102-731 (209 amino acids)
Biological process (GO): regulation of DNA-templated transcription
Molecular function (GO): sequence-specific DNA binding; DNA-binding transcription factor activity, RNA polymerase II-specific
Source: RefSeq, a predicted model, not a curated record
CAAUAAUAUUAUUUAUUUAUUUCACUAUAUAUCAUACAAAACUUCAAUUCCUUCUUUUCUACCUCUCUUUCUCUCUCUCUCUCAUCACAAAAACUAUAGUCAUGGAAGAUUUCAGCGAUGAAGAAUGCAACACAGGUUUAUAUCUUGGAUUAGGAAUCAAAAAGGAGAAGAAGAAACCGAAAUUGAUGAAUAAACCUUGUUUUGACCUAGCUUUUGAGCUUUGUCCUAAAAGUGAAGCCAUCAAAGUUCACAAUUCUCAUAACAACAAUAACAAUAACAACAGUGAGAGAUUCAGUUUGGAGUAUUAUCCCAAUGCAACAACAUGCAGCACCGAUUCCGAUAACAACAACAACAACACCGAUCGGCGAAAGAAACUCCGGCUCACAAAGGAACAAUCAGCCAUGCUUGAAAACACCUUCAAGCUCCAUAACACUCUUAAUCCGGUGCAGAAGAAAACACUAGCUGACCAAUUGAAAUUAAAGACUAGACAAAUUGAAGUUUGGUUUCAGAAUAGGAGAGCGAGGACGAAGCUGAAGCAGACAGAGAUAGAUUAUGAGUUGUUGAAGAAGCAAUGUCAAAAUCUAAGUGAUGAGAAUAAAAGAUUGAAGAAAGAGUUACAAGAAUUGAAAGUAAGACAAUCUCCAUUAUGCCCUCAACGAUUAUCAAAACCUGUUUGUUCUUCCUGCGACCAGAAACUGUUGAAGCGCAAUGAAGACAACAACAACAAUUAAUUAAUUAAUAUAUUAAACGUUAAUUUUUUCAUUUGCAUAAUCUUAGAUUAUUAUAUGAAAAAAAAUUAGAAAUUAGAUAUUUUCUAGAAAAUAAUUUCAAAAGAAAAAAACACGUGUAUUCAAAAGUCUUAUAUUAGGUGUUUCUUAGACACGUGUAUUUUGAUUAAUUAUUUUAUUAUUA